UUUAAACUUAAAAAUAAGAUUUCAUAGGCAAAAAAUAAGAAAUAAAUAAAAUGAAAUUUGUAUUAGCAGCUUGUUUAAUAAUUUCUACAGUAUUGUUGAUUAAAGGAGAACAAUUCGAAUUAAAAGCAAAUAUGGAUAAAGGUAUUUCAUCUUCAAACCAAUUGGGACGUUUAUUUUUAAAUCCUUGUAAUGCAAUUGCAAAUAAUUUCGGAAUUGGAGAUUCAAAAUGUUCAGUUAAAUGCAAUUUUCUUGGACAAGAAAAUGGAGGAAUUUGCCAAGACGGUCAAUGUAUUUGCAAACAAUGAUUAAAUAUUUAUUCACAUUCCAAUAAUCAAUAUUAUUAUGUAGAAAUAUUUUUAAUCAACUUUACAUUCAAAGUAAUAAAAUGAAUUCAUUUUUUUUAAUUAAAGCAUAAUAUAUCUA
Molecule: messenger RNA, 423 nt
Organism: Condylostylus longicornis
Lineage: Eukaryota; Metazoa; Arthropoda; Insecta; Diptera; Dolichopodidae
Exons: 3
Coding region: 51-305 (84 amino acids)
Source: RefSeq, a predicted model, not a curated record